CUACUUGGUGGAACGAUCGAAGUGAAAAUUAAAUGACUUAUCCGCCUCGAAUCCGCCUUUUAGUAUAUUCCAUUCCACCAUUCCGCUUUCACAUUUAAAGAUUGAGACGUGGGUGUUUCCGUGUUUCCUUGUUCUGUCAAUAUAAGGUCUUAAAUUUGUUCAUAACACAAAUCAAAGUUAGCAUCCCACACAUCCAAAACAAAAAUGUGUUCCAAGAAACCAGCACCUUUUAUUUAUGUUUUCUUGAUUAUGACAAUAAUCAAAUUCUCUUCCGCUGUAACUUGUCCGCCUGAUUUCGGAGAUCGAUGUAUUUGUGGAAAAGCAAAUUACAAUGGCAAGCCAAGGUUUUUGGUAAAUUGUACCAACACACAAUUCAAUGAUGCUGCCAUGCUUGAAAAAUUGCCAAUACAAACUGAAGUUGUAAUUUUCACAGGAAACAACAUCACUAGUAUGCCAUGGAAUGUAUUUGGGAAAAUGAAUGACUACCCUGAUUUAGAAGUAAUUGAUAUGACUAACAACAAUAUAAAAGAAAUUAAAGGAAAAACCUAUCACCAUGUCAGAAAUGUUAAGACACUCAUUUUAAAUCACAAUCAGCUAAAUAUCACAGGAGACAAGACACAUCCUAGAAUCUUCUCAAACUUUGUCAACCUAGAAUCUCUUCAUCUGACAAAUGCAUUUUCAGAGAGUGUAGACUCCAAAGAGUAUUUGGUUGCUUUAGAACAAAUCUUUGUUGGUUCUAAUUUGACAAAACUAUCUAAAGUUCAUUUAGAACAAAAUGAAAUUUGGUCUAUCAAAAAUCCAAAUAUCUUCUGCAGUUUACCAUCACUGAUGGAUAUUCAACUUGGAGAUAAUAACAUUUCUGAAAUGAACUUUAAUGUUGGCUGCAUUCAAAAUCUUAGAUUUAUUGAUCUGAGGAAUAACAAAAUCCAUAACUUAUCCAAUAAUACUUUAUCAAAAUUUGAAGAGUUACCUGAACAAGGUCUAGGAGUAAAAUUAGAUUUAAUGGGCAAUCCUUUUAUAUGUGACUGCCAAAUUGCUGAUCUCUUAAAUUGGCUUCGGACUACUAAGGUUGAUGUACUUGAAAAGGAGUCCUACAGUUGCUAUGAUGGUUUUCCAGUUUCUAACAUCAAUCAGCAGUUGUAUAAUGUGCAUCAGAUUCAAUGUGCUUAUGCCCCCAAACAAGAAUAUCAAGGAACCACAGUUCUGCUUGGAAUUCUUUUAUUUUUGAUGACUUCAUUGAUUUUAAUAAUCGGGUACAUGAACUUUACCAACGUUCGCGCUAGAACCGUGGCUUUGUGGGAGAAAGUUUUUCAUCGAGGUCAGUAUACCCACAUCCUUAGCAAACCAGAAGAACAAGAAGUUCACGUGUAGACUUAUCCUGGCAGCAAUUAAUAACGCAAUUCAUUUCAUAAUUUCCGUCCUCUUUUUUAUAUUCCGCCCCUUUUUCUCAAUUUUGAAAAAAUGUAUGCGAGCUGAUAGAUUUAGAUUUUUAGGAACACGGACGAGUAACAUUAACAAUCUUGUACAAUCAUGACUGAUGUUUCAAACUUGGCUCGGUUUCUUGAAAACUGUCUUGUAAUAAUGCAUGAAUUACGUUCAAAGCUAAUUGCCAUAUUCCUUUUUCUUUUAAGUGAUACUGUGCCUUAUUACUCCCAAGUAUUUUUCGUGGCUCGAUUUCACUGAAAAUUGAUGUUUCCAUUACUGAGUCUUGGACUGAACAACUUCCAGCAUACUGUUGCUUCCAUUGUUUGUAUUUCAUUAAUAAUCAUAGAUAAAUGUCUGAAGAAGACUACCGCCCUAUUUUUAUAACCUUAACCUUACAUUUUUGUAUUUCCACUUUACAUGAAAUACAUUUUCUUUGCUUUAGA
Molecule: messenger RNA, 1868 nt
Organism: Daphnia pulex (common water flea)
Lineage: Eukaryota; Metazoa; Arthropoda; Branchiopoda; Diplostraca; Daphniidae
Product: trophoblast glycoprotein-like
Exons: 7
Coding region: 205-1371 (388 amino acids)
Cellular component (GO): membrane
Molecular function (GO): protein binding
Source: RefSeq, a predicted model, not a curated record